AUGCCCGACGUCAAGCGAAACGUCCGUCUCGUCACGGAGCAACAUAUCAUUGAUAAGCCUUCCGAAGUUGAGGGGUUCCCGCAACGUGAAUGGUGGAUCGAGGUCUACCUUGUCAACGACAAGGGCGACUUGGUGCAAGCCAAUCUCUUCGACAAGGUGGUCUAUCACCUGCACCCGAGUUUCGGACCUCGUGCCACGCAGACUUUCAAGAACCCUCCGUUCCGCAUUCAAGAAGAAGGAUGGGGUGAAUUUGACAUGCAGAUUGAAUUGGUGGCGGACAAGUCCCAUUUCAUCAACCAUGACCUGAACUUUGCUCAGGAGCGUUACGAGUCCAAACACGUCCUGACAUUCAAAAACCCCAAGGCAAGCUUCCUUUCGGCUCUGCGUGAAACCGGUCCUGUUCCGGGUGACGAGAACGGAUCGAAGAACAAGCGCGGUGCCGUUGGCGAGGAGAGUGCCAAGAAGAAGAAGUCGCGCACUGAGAAGAAUGUUGAUAUGGACAAGCUGGCCGAUGGCCUGCAAAAGCUCAACGAGGACGACUUGCUGCAAGUUGUGCAAAUGGUUCACGACAACAAGGCGCCUGAUUCGUAUACCAAGAACGAUAUGGAGUUGGGCGAGUUCCAUGUCGACCUCUACACGCUGCCCGAUUCCCUCAUCAAGAUGCUGUGGGACUUUGCAUCGGACCGACAUGCCCUCUAA
Messenger RNA from Penicillium waksmanii, 699 nucleotides. RefSeq names its product putative transcription initiation factor subunit (TAF30). The transcript is spliced from 7 exons. The record is from RefSeq and is a predicted model, not a curated record. Gene Ontology annotation, cellular component: NuA4 histone acetyltransferase complex; Swr1 complex. Gene Ontology annotation, molecular function: histone binding. Gene Ontology annotation, biological process: regulation of transcription by RNA polymerase II; chromatin remodeling. The coding region runs from base 1 to 699 and encodes 232 amino acids. NCBI's taxonomy places the organism in Eukaryota, Fungi, Ascomycota, Eurotiomycetes, Eurotiales, Aspergillaceae.